This is a messenger RNA of Solanum dulcamara, 934 nucleotides long. RefSeq names its product peroxiredoxin-2B-like. The coding region runs from base 91 to 777 and encodes 228 amino acids. NCBI's taxonomy places the organism in Eukaryota, Viridiplantae, Streptophyta, Magnoliopsida, Solanales, Solanaceae. Gene Ontology annotation, cellular component: cytoplasm. Gene Ontology annotation, biological process: hydrogen peroxide catabolic process; cellular response to oxidative stress; cell redox homeostasis. The record is from RefSeq and is a predicted model, not a curated record. The transcript has a single exon. Gene Ontology annotation, molecular function: thioredoxin peroxidase activity.
UAGUUUGUUCCGUCCAUAUCCUAAAAAGAGUCUCUAAAAAGGCCACAAAAAUCCUCAAAACUCAACAAAAGUAUUUUGAGUACUUCAACAAUGGCUGCCGCUACAGCUGCCAUUUUCACCCUCCCAAAGCUGUACAAAUCCUCCACUAACCCAAAACCCAUUUCCUUUCUUUCCCCAAAAUCCAUCCUCUCUUCUUCUUUUUCCAUUUCCUCUGUUCCAUUCAAGGUACAACACCCAAAGAGCAAUGUACAACCCCUUUCAUAUACCACCACUCCAAGAAUCUCCGCUGCAAUCUCCGUCGGAGACAAACUACCCAAUUCCACACUUUCCUACCUCGAUUCAUCCGAUGAACUGAAGACCCUUUCCGUCUCUGACCUCACAUCUGGGAAAAAAGUCGUCCUGUUUGCUGUCCCAGGUGCAUUUACACCAACAUGUUCACAGAAACACCUUCCUGGUUUCGUGGAGAAGUCUAAGGAGCUAAAAUCCAAAGGGGUUGACACAAUUGCUUGUAUUUCAGUCAAUGAUGCUUUUGUGAUGAAAGCUUGGAAGGAGAAUUUGAACAUCAGUGAUGAAGUUUUGCUGUUGAGUGAUGGAAAUUUGGAGUUUACAAAGGCAAUUGGGUGUGAACUAGACCUUAGUGAUAAGCCUAUUGGACUUGGUGUUAGGUCUAGAAGAUAUGCCAUGCUUGUGGAUGAUGGGGUUGUUAAAGUGUUGAAUUUGGAAGAAGGUGGAGCUUUCAAUGUUAGCAGUGCAGAAGAUAUUCUCAAGGCCCUUUAGAAGGUUUAUUUGUCUUUUUCUUUCUUGUUUCUUGCUUUUGAGGAAAUGUUGAUGAUAAUCAUGAGGCUAAAGUGUUGCUUUCAAGUGUUUGAUUACUAGUCUUUGUGAUAAAUAAUACAGAUGUCUUCAAAGAUUAUGAAGCUAAUUAGUUAAAGUA